CUUAAAUCCUUUCCAGAUCGAGGCCGGCAAGAUGGCGGCGGACACGCAGGGACAGGUUUCAGACACACUGAAGAGAUUCGCUGUGAAAGUCACGUCAUCCAGUGUUAAAGAGCGCAAAGAAAUUCUUGGAGAACUGAAGGAAUGUGUGAAGGGAAAGGAGCUUCCAGAGCCAGCCAUCAAAGGACUGUGCAGACUCUUCUAUCUCACGCUGCACAGAUACAGGGAUGCUGCGUCUCGACGAGCGUUACUGUCAGUCAUCGAAGUGCUGGUUCAGUCUCAGCCUGAUGCGGUGGCCUGUAAUCUGCCUUCAGGUCUGCUCAGCUGCGGUGUGGUCAGCAGAGGAGCGAUGCCCGGGAAGAGUUCGGCGUCUGGAGCAUGCUGCGCUCUGCCCUGGACCUGUCUGAUAGUCCGCUUCGUCUUUCCCACCGCAGACAAGAGAGAAGGAGCCAACUGGAAGAAACUGGUGGAGGUUCAGAGUUUGCUGCUGGCAGAGGCAGUGGGCGGAGCCUCAGGGAACGCACUCAAGUCAAUCAACAAACACUUCAACAAGCUGUGGAAGGAGAACCCGGGUCUGGUGGAUCAGUACAUGAGCACUGUUUUGAGUCUGGAUCAGAGUUGUGUGUUUGUUCCUCUGCUGGGGAUGUGUGUUGAUUUCUGCACCGCACAGAGAGACAUUGCCACCGUCAACAAACACAAGGCAGCUCUCCUGGAUCUCUACAUGAAGACGGUGCUGAUGAGUAAAACUAAACCACUUCAGCACAUACUGGAAAAGAGCGGUUCUAUUCUUCGCCACAUGUCUCACGCUGAGUUUAAGGAGCAGCUUCUGCCCACAUUACAGAAAGCUCUUCUGCGCAGCCCUGAAAACUGCAUGCAGACAAUCUCCUCCAUGUUGGCGUCUCUCACUCUGGAUCUGAGUCAGUACGCGCUGGACAUCGGGAAGGGCAUCUCCAGUCAGCUGAAGGCUAAUAACCCAGAGCUGAUGGAGCAGGCGGUGACGACGCUGCAGAAUUUGACCCAGCAGUGCAGUGACCCAAGCGCCGUCCAGGACCUCGCCAAACACCUCUUCAACAUCCUUGCAGGCUCAGAGGGGAAGCUGACGGUUGUGGCCCAGAAGAUGAGCGUCCUCUCGGGAAUCAGGAGCUGCAGUCAUCACGCUGUCUCUGGCUCUUCUUCUCAGUCUCUGAGCUCCAGCGUGGCUGUAAUGUUCAUCCCAUAUCUGCAGCAGGAAGUCCACGAGGGGACGCUGGUCCAUGCGGUGUCGGUGUUGUCUCAGUGGACGAGCCGCCUGACGCUGGAUGUGCCCUCAGAGUUGAGAGACUGGUUUAAAAAAGCCUUCACCCUGAAGACGUCCACAUCCGCUGUGCGCCACGCGUACCUGCAGGCCAUGAUCGGCGCUUUUAAAGGUGACUCUCUCAGCCAGGCUUUAGACUUCCUGCCUCUCCUCAUCCAGACGGUGGAGAAAGCUGCAGCUCAGAAUACCCAGCAUACACUGCUCUCUGAGGCCGUGGCUGCAUCUGUGCUGCUCUGUCGGCUCUCUGUGCUGGACUCUGUGUCUGAAGCGAAGCUGACGUCCUUCUGGAACCUGAUCCUGGAUGAGAAGAAGCCUCUGUUUACCACUGAGAAGUUCCUCUCUCAGGCCAGUGAAGAAGCCCUUUGCACUGUUCUACUGCUCUGUGAAAGACUGUUCCUGGAUCAGCCACAAAGACUCAACAACAGCAAGUCUCAGAUGUACCAUCAGGCCACAGUGAUGCCGCUGCUCUCCCGUCUGUGGCCCGUACGCAAACGCGCUCAGCAAACUGUGAAGAAGCUCCUGUCCUCACUGGGUGGAUCCAGUCUGGCCCACGGCCUUCUGGCAGAACUGCGUGUAGUUAUUAACAAACACAAGAUUCUGCCGGCAGACGUGCUGUACACAGAGACGGGUGAACUGACGGAGACAGGCCGCUCGUAUGUAUCUCCGCGGGUCCUGCAGGAGGCUCUGAGUGUCAUCUGCUCAGUCGCGGCCCAGUGGAACGCCCCGGAUGAGACAGAGAAACUGGCCCUGGAGAUCCUCAUCGUUACCCAUCAUCCCUCCAUCGUGGCUGUCCGGUCUGAGCUGUGGUCUUCUCUGUUGUCCACUAUGAAGCUGGACUCUGCUCAAUUCAUCGACAAACACCUAGAAGUGAUUCUACCUCGCCUGCUGGAAGCCAACACAGACAAUCAGGCUGUUCAGAAUGCUGUCGGUUCUCUGUCUCUGCUGUCUCCCAACAAACUGCUGCCUCGAGUCAUGGAUCACGUGACCCAGCGAUUGUCCAAUCCUGCGCUGAGUCUGGUGACGCGUCAGGAAUACGCAAUCCUGCAAACUCCAGAGGGAGAACUUUAUGACAAGAGCAUCAUUAUGAGCGCACAGCAGGAGAGCACAAAGAAAGGCAACAUGAAGAGAGAGAAUAAAGCGUAUUCCUUCAAAGAGCAGAUCAUUGAACUGGAGCUUCAGGAGGAGAUCAAGAAGAAAAAGGGCAUCAAAGAGGAGAUCCAGUUGACCAGCAAACAGAAGGAGAUGAUGCAGAUCCAGCUGGAGAAAGAGUCUGCUAUCCGCAAGCGUCUGCAGGAGCUGGACGUGGAGCUGCAGUGUGCUGUUGGUCUGCUGGAAGCCGCUCUGGCUCGUCGUCCUCCGCUCAUCUGGAUGCACCUUCCAGCGCUGGUGCAGGUUCUUCUGCCACUCCUGCAGUCUCCUCUGGCUGCUUCAUUAAUAAAGCGCGUAUUUCUGCAGAUCGGCAUCACUCUGAUGCCUAAAGAACUGCACCAGCUGGCGGUUCUGGUGGGUCAUGUGACCUUGCGUCUGCUGAAGCCAGAGUGUGAUUUGGAUCCAGCCUGGGCUCAAGAAGACCUGAACACAGCGACGCAGAGAACCAUCUCGCUGCUGCACCAAAGAGACAGCAAAACAGGUUCAGAUGUGCUGGUGUUGUCAGCUCCAGCGUUCUCCUUCUGUUUCCCGCUGCUUCAGGCUGUGUUGAGUCAGAGCAGCGGCUCCUCGGAGGAGUCUGAGCUCAUGAUGAUGCGAGCGCUGCAGGUCAUCAACACACACGCACAGCUGCGGGCGCAGGACGACACCACCGACACCUUCAUAGACGAGAAUGGCCCAGAGCUGCUGCCGAGGGUCAGUAUGCUACAGCUGCUGACCAAAGUGAUCGGGACGUCCACUCCUCGCCUUCAGGUUCUGGCGUCGGGCUGUCUGACAGCUCUGUGUGGCAGUGCUGGGGGUCAGGAGGGUUGUGCUCUCGCUGAACAGCCUGAGAUCGAUGUUCUGCUGGAGGCUUUACUGUCCUCCUGUUUCUCUGUCAGAGACGCUGCGCUCCGGGGUCUGCUGGAGAUGGAGCUGGCGUUACCCACCGACAGCACUGAUGUCAAUGGCCUGAAGGUGCUGAGGAGGCUCUGGGUGGCCAAGUUUGAUGUGGAGGAGGAGGCCAGGGCUCUGGCGGAGAAACUGUGGCAGGCUCUGUGUCUGGAUCUGGUGCCGGAGCUGUGUCCGCUGCUGAUUGAGGAUGUGAUCCAGCAUGAGGAGGCGGUGCGUUCGGCCGGUGCGGAGGCUUUGUCCAGCGCCGUCAGUCAGUAUCAGGAGCAGUCGGCCACCGUCCUCUCACAGCUCACUCAACUCUACCAUCAGAAGCUCUAUAGGCCGCCUCCAGUUCUGGAUGCUCUGGGACGUGUUAUUUCUGAAGCACCUCCUGACCAAUGGGAGGCCAGGUGUGGCAUUGCUCUAGCGCUGAACAAAUUGGCCGAGUACCUGGAUGAGAGUCAGGUGACGCCACUUUUCUUGUUCUUUGUGCCGGACGCUCUAAAUGACAGACACCCCGAGGUGCGCCGCUGCAUGCUGGACGCAGCACUGUCUGCUCUCAACACACAUGGCAAGGAUAACGUGAGCUCUCUGCUGCCCGUGUUUGAGGAGUUUCUGAAGAACGCACCGCAGGACGCCAGCUAUGACUCUGUGCGGCAGAGUGUCGUCAUCCUCAUGGGCUCGCUGGCUAAACAUCUGGACAAGAGCGACCCCAAAGUCAAACCCAUCGUGGCCAAGCUGAUCACAGCCCUCUCCACUCCCUCACAGCAGGUUCAGGAAUCGGUGGCGAGUUGUCUUCCUCCUCUGGUUCCUGCUAUAAAGGAGGAUGCAGGAGGGAUGGUGCGGAAACUCCUGCAGCUGCUGCUGGAGAGCGACAAAUACGCAGAGCGCAAAGGAGCUGCGUACGGACUGGCCGGACUGGUCAAAGGUCUGGGCAUCUUAUCACUCAAACAGCAGGAGAUCAUGACCACCCUGACGGACGCCAUUCAGGAUAAGAAGAACUCCAGACGCAGAGAAGGUGCUCUGUUUGCGUUUGAGAUGCUGUGUAACAUGCUGGGGAAGUUAUUCGAGCCGUAUGUGGUUCACGUCCUUCCUCACCUGCUGCUGUGUUUCGGUGAUGGGAAUCAGUACGUCAGAGAGGCUGCAGAUGACUGUGCUAAGGCUGUGAUGAGGAAUCUGAGUGCUCACGGGGUGAAGCUGGUUUUGCCGUCUCUGCUGGUGGCGCUGGAGGAAGAGUCCUGGAGAACCAAAGCAGGCUCAGUGGAGUUGCUGGGUGCGAUGGCGUACUGCGCUCCUAAACAGCUGUCCUCAUGUCUGCCCAACAUCGUCCCGAAGCUGACGGAGGUUCUGACAGACUCUCAUGUGAAGGUGCAGAAAGCCGGACAGCAGGCGCUUCGACAGAUCGGCUCCGUCAUCCGCAACCCUGAGAUCCUCGCGAUCACGCCGAUCCUGCUGGACGCUCUGACUGACCCGUCUCACAGGACGCAGCACUGCCUGCAGACACUGCUGGACACUAAGUUUGUGCACUUCAUUGACGCUCCGUCUCUGGCUCUGAUCAUGCCCAUCGUCCAGAGAGCCUUCCAGGACAGAUCCACCGACACACGCAAGAUGGCGGCGCAGAUCAUCGGAAACAUGUACUCACUCACUGACCAGAAGGAUCUGUCUCCGUAUCUGCCCAGUGUGAUUCCAGGCCUCAAAGCAUCUCUGUUGGACCCCGUGCCGGAGGUGCGGACUGUGUCAGCAAAGGCUCUGGGUGCGAUGGUGAAGGGAAUGGGCGAGUCCUCCUUUGAGGAUCUGCUGCCGUGGCUGAUGGAGACUCUGGCAUCUGAACAGAGCUCAGUGGAUCGAUCCGGAGCAGCACAAGGUCUGGCUGAGGUGAUGGCAGCUCUAGGUGUGGAGAAGCUGGAUAAACUGAUGCCUGAUGUGGUUCAGACAGCCAGUAAAGUGGACAUCGCCUCUCACGUCCGAGACGGAUAUAUCAUGAUGUUCAUCUACCUUCCUCUGACCUUCGGGGACAAGUUCACCCCGUAUGUGGGUCCCAUCAUCCCCUGCAUUCUGAAGGCUCUGGCCGAUGAGAACGAGUAUGUCCGAGACACAGCUCUGCGUGCAGGUCAGAGGAUCAUCAGCAUGUAUGCAGAGACGGCCAUCGCUCUUCUGCUGCCCGAGCUGGAGCAGGGCCUGUUUGAUGACCUCUGGAGGAUCAGAUUCAGCUCUGUGCAGUUGCUAGGAGACCUGCUGUUCCAUAUCUCUGGGGUAACAGGAAAGAUGACAACAGAAACAGCAUCAGAGGAUGACAACUUUGGCACGGCCCAGUCCAACAAGGCCAUUAUCUCAGCUCUGGGUGCAGAGAGGCGUAACCGUGUGCUGUCUGGACUCUACAUGGGCCGCUCGGACACACAGCUGGUGGUCCGACAGGCGUCUCUUCACGUGUGGAAGAUUGUAGUUUCAAACACUCCUCGAACCCUCAGAGAAAUCCUGCCCACACUCUUCACACUGUUGCUGGGCUUCCUGGCCUCCACCUGCCCCGACAAGAGAACGAUCGCCGCUCGUACUCUGGGCGACCUGGUGAGAAAGCUGGGCGAGAAGAUCCUGCCGGAGAUCAUUCCCAUCCUGGAGGACGGUCUGCGUUCAGACAAGAGUGAUGAGCGGCAGGGUGUCUGCAUCGGCCUCAGUGAGAUCAUGAAGUCCACCAGCAAAGACGCUGUUCUGGUGUUCUCCGAGUCUCUGGUGCCCACCGUGCGCAAGGCUCUGUGUGACCCACUGGAGGAGGUUCGAGAAGCGGCUGCUAAAACCUUCGAGCAGCUUCACACCACCAUCGGCCACCAGGCCCUGGAUGACAUCCUGCCCGCACUGCUCAAACAACUGGAGGACGAGGAGACGUCAGAGUUUGCUCUGGAUGGACUGAAGCAGGUCAUGGCUGUGAAGAGUCGCUCAGUCCUGCCGUACCUGGUUCCCAAGAUCCCCAUCGCCUGCAGUGGAAUCAGAGCCAUGGGUUUCCUGAUGAGACACCAGCUCCGCUCUGGAGGCUCAGAGAGCGUAUCGCCUCGCAUCAUCACACAGUUCAUCAAGUGUCUGCAGAACCAGUCGAGUGACAUUCGUCUGGUGGCGGAGCGGGUGUUGUGGUGGGUCUGGAAGGAGGACGAAACCCCCAUUCUAGAGCCCAGUCUGGUCAAACCUCUCAUCAAAGCCCUGCUGGACAACACCAAAGACAAGAACACCAGCGUCCGAGCGCAGAGCGAACACACACUCGUCAGCCUGCUGAGACUGCGGCGCGGAGAACACAACAUGCAGAGCAUCAGUGCCAUCCUGGACUCGGCCAGUAAUGAUCUGCUGUCCGAAUGUCACCGCAGAUCCCUAAAGAAGAUCUCCAGCCUUCCAGACUCCAAUGAAGAGAUCGACGACACCAUCCUCACGUGAUCACACACAAACAAACCUGGCAGCGUAUUUAUUGUGCUGAGCCCCUCACAUCGCCAUCUAAAAAAAAAAAACCUAGUUUCCUUAAUUGGCUGAUUAUUUGUAAAUGAAGAGCUCAUCUGCACUAAACAGAUCACUCAGUUUUUAUCACUCUUCAUACGUCAUGUUGUUUUAUUUAGCAUCGAUCAAGGUGUUAUUAUAAAAAUGUCUUGAACUGAGUGAUCUGUUUUCUGCAAAUGAACUCUUUCAGUGUAUAUUUUUCGUUUGGCUUUCCUCUGGAAGAUGAAGUGUUCAUUUGUGCCAAUUGUUUUCCAACACUGAUGUUCGGAUGCCCUUUUUUAUUUGGUUUGGACGGUGAGUUUCUUCAGUUGUGCGUGUGUGUGUGUGUUUGUGUGUGUGAGAGACGCGUGAGCCUUUAUCAACCCAGAGGACGAGAUGCUGAUUCUGCGGUCACUAAUAAUGGCUGGAUGAAUAAAUAGAAAAUGAAAACCUUGAUUUAAUAAACGGUUUGACUUAAGGAA
Molecule: messenger RNA, 7245 nt
Organism: Danio aesculapii
Lineage: Eukaryota; Metazoa; Chordata; Actinopteri; Cypriniformes; Danionidae
Gene: gcn1
Product: GCN1 activator of EIF2AK4
Exons: 50
Coding region: 32-6727 (2231 amino acids)
Biological process (GO): cellular response to amino acid starvation; regulation of translation
Cellular component (GO): cytosol
Molecular function (GO): protein kinase regulator activity
Source: RefSeq, a predicted model, not a curated record